AGGGAGAGCCGCCCGUCAGAGGAAGCGCCUCCCGGCCCGGCGCGGCGCCACAGAGCCGACCCCAGUCCUUGGAAGAGAAGGGUCGACUCCCGCUCCAGCUCCCGUAGAGCAUUGGCUGGCGGGGGCCACCGGGAAUGGGCGAGCUCGGGACCUAGCGUCCCGGGGCAGGAAGGGCCUUGCUGGCCUCUCUCGCGCAGAGGCAGAGCCCUGCGGCGGGCACACCGGAAACCGGUCGGCGGCCCGAGUGCCCGCGCCGCCCGCGACGAUGAACGCGGAGGCCAUCUGCAGCGCCCUGCCCACCAUUGCCUACCACAAGCUCGCCGACCUGCGCUAUCUGAGCCGCGGCGCCUCGGGCACCGUGUCGUCGGCCCGCCACGCGGACUGGCGCGUUCAGGUGGCGGUGAAGCACCUGCACAUCCACACCCCUCUGCUCGACAGUGAAAGAAAUGAUGUCCUAAGAGAAGCUGAAAUUUUACACAAAGCUAGAUUUAGUUACAUUCUUCCAAUUCUGGGAAUUUGCAAUGAGCCUGAAUUUCUGGGAAUAGUUACUGAAUAUAUGCCAAAUGGAUCAUUAAAUGAACUUCUACAUAGGAAAACUGAGUAUCCUGACGUUCCUUGGCCAUUGAGAUUCCGCAUCUUACAUGAAAUUGCACUUGGUGUAAAUUACCUGCACAAUAUGAAUCCUCCUCUACUUCAUCAUGAUUUGAAGACUCAGAAUAUCUUAUUGGAUAAUGAAUUUCAUGUUAAGAUUGCAGAUUUUGGUUUAUCAAAAUGGCGCAUGAUGUCCCUCUCCCAAUCACGGAAUAGCAAAUCUGCACCAGAAGGAGGAACAAUUAUCUACAUGCCACCUGAAAACUAUGAACCUGGACAAAAAUCAAGGGCCAGUGUCAAGCACGAUAUAUAUAGCUAUGCAGUUAUCAUGUGGGAAGUGUUAUCCAGAAAACAGCCUUUUGAAGAAGUCACCAAUCCUUUGCAGAUUAUGUAUAGUGUAUCACAAGGACAUCGACCUGACACUAGUGAAGAAAGUCUGCCAUUUGAUAUACCUCAUCGAGCACUUAUGAUCUCUCUAAUAGAAAGUGGAUGGGCGCAAAAUCCCGAUGAAAGACCAUCUUUCUUAAAAUGCUUAAUAGAACUCGAACCAGUUUUGAGAACAUUUGAAGAGAUAACUUUUCUUGAAGCUGUUAUUCAGCUAAAGAAAACAAAGUUGCAGAGUUUUUCAAGUACUAUUCUCUUAUGUGACCAAAAGAAACUGGCAUUAUCUCUGAAUGUAGCUGCAAAUCAUGGUCCACAGGAGGAAUCAUGUGGAUCCUCUCAGCUCCAUAAAAGCAGUGGCUCUGCUGGAACCUCAAGGUCCCUGUCAGCUCCUCAAGAUGACUUUUUAUCUAAAAAAACUCAAGACCAUUCUGAGAAGCUGCAGCACUGCCCAGUAAAUCACACUUGGGAUAGUAACAUUUCCACGUCUCAGAGGGCAACGUUCUGUGAUCAUGGAAACGUCCCAUGCUCUUUGGCAAUCAUAAACCCACUCUCUGCUGAGGGAAAUUCAGAGCGUCUGCAGCCAGGUAUAGCUCAACAGUGGAUCCAGAGCAAAAGAGAAGACAUUGUGAAUCAAAUGACUGAAGCGUGCCUUAACCAAUCACUAGAUGCCCUUCUGUCCAGAGACUUGAUCAUGAAGGAGGACUAUGAACUUAUUAGUACCAAACCUACAAGGACCUCAAAAGUCAGACAAUUGUUGGACACUACUGACAUCCAAGGAGAAGACUUUGCCAAAGUUAUAGUACAAAAGCUGAAAGAUAACAAACAAAUGGGUCUUCAGCCUUACCCAGAAAUACUUGUGGCUUCUAUAAUGCCAUCUUUAAAUUUACAUCACAAUAAAAGUUUCUAAGGGGGUCUUUUUUAAGAAGAAAAGUUAGUAUAAAAGGAUAUUUAUAUCAUGUCUGGUUGCCUUAAUACUGUUUGUAUAAAACACAUGAGUAUUAGAAGCUUUACUCAAGAUGCUUCUUUAGGUAAAUAUUAGUCUCUUUCCUUGAUGUUGCAGUAUUUUUUUAAGUGAAUAUAAAAAGUUUGCAUUUUGCUACAUAGUUUAA
Tupaia belangeri chinensis (Chinese tree shrew) is the source of this 2084-nucleotide messenger RNA. RefSeq names its product receptor interacting serine/threonine kinase 2 (gene RIPK2). The record is from RefSeq and is a predicted model, not a curated record. Lineage: Eukaryota; Metazoa; Chordata; Mammalia; Scandentia; Tupaiidae. The transcript has 11 exons. Gene Ontology annotation, molecular function: JUN kinase kinase kinase activity; ATP binding. Bases 266 to 1882 code for a protein of 538 amino acids. Gene Ontology annotation, biological process: innate immune response; positive regulation of canonical NF-kappaB signal transduction; protein phosphorylation. Gene Ontology annotation, cellular component: cytoplasm.